UCGGGGGAUAGGAGCAGCCUCAGUGGGGAGGGGGCGUCACUCCAGGCUGCCGGGGCUUCUUCCAAAGUAGGGGUGGGGAUGCUGAGUCACAGAUCUGUCACCACUUCGCACCUCUCUGCUAUCCCGGGGGCUAAAGCAAAAGCGAAAGCGAAUACUUCUGGCAAGCCAGCUGGUCCUUGAGCUGAGCUCGCCACCUCCUAGGGACCCCAGCCUUGCGUCCCGGUGGGUCACUGUGAGGGACGAUCGGCUAUGGCCUCGCCGCAGCUCCGGGGCUAUGGAGUCCACGCCCUCCCGAGGUUACUGCCGCCGCUGCUGCUGCUACUGCUGUUGCUCCCGCUGCGGGUGACGCCGGGCAUCACGUGCCCAACGCCCAUAUCUAUUGAACACGCAGACAUCCGGGUCAAGAAUUACAGUGUGAACUCCAGGGAACGGUAUGUCUGUAACUCUGGCUUCAAGCGGAAAGCAGGCACAUCCACCCUGACCGAGUGCGUGAUCAACAAGAACACGAAUGUGGCCCACUGGACAACUCCCAACCUCAAGUGUAUCAGAGACCCCUCCCUAGCUCACUACAGUCCAGUACCAACGGUAGUGACGCCAAAGGUGACCUCACAACCAGAGAGCCUCUCCCCUCCUGAAAAAGAGCCAGAAGCUUUAUCUCCCAAAUCAGAUACCACAGUGGCCACAGAGACAGCUAUUGUGCCUGGCUCCAGGCUGACACCAUCCCAAGCAGCUUCUGCAGGAACUACAGGGACGGACAGACACAAGUCCUCCCCAGCCCCAUCUCUUGCAACAACAAUGACCUUGGAGCCUACAGCCUCCACCUCCCUCAGGAUAACAGAGAUUUCUCCGCACAGUUCCGAAAUGACAAAAGUGGCCAUCCCCACAUCGGUUCUCUUGGUUGCUGCAGUAAUUGGGUUGGUUUUCCUGACCCGGUACAUCAAAUCAAGGCAAGCUUCUCAGCCGCGUCGUGUUGAGGUGGAAACCACGGAAACAGUACCAAUGACUGUGAGGGCCCGCAGCACGGAGGACGAAGACCACACGACUUCAGAAACUCAGGGAGACCAGCCCACGCGCGGAGUCUGAAGGGAAGACACAAAGGCAGUUAGUCCAGCUGCGCCUGGACACAGGAGCUGGCACCAGGAGAGUGACUGUUGUCAUAGUAGAAACCUCUGGUGUGAUCUGUUUUACUGAGCCUCAGUGCCUCCCAUAUGCACACUUGGGUCCCCAGUAUCCGGAAGGACACUACCCUUCCUCCUGGUGCAUCACCGAGGCUAACUUCGCAGAGUACACGCAGUCGGAGCUCCCCUGGGAGUCGCAUGCUCUCUAUAAAAAGCCUCUAAGUCCACUCAGACAGCAACUCACUUCUGUUCUGCACUCUCCUUUCUAUACCCUACUCUGAUUUACAGUUUACAGAGAUUAGCAAGUCUUCCAAGGCCCCUGUGGCACAGGAGGUGUCUGUAGAGAAGACAGAGCAGCACUCGAGCUCCUGAAGGCUUGGCUAUUGGCUGCUUUGCACCUAUUGGAAGAGAGCAGAGAAAGGCAGAAGAGAUAUUGAGCCAAUGAACCCUUUUGUAUAGGAUUCAUGACAAAAAGUGAACUCAGUGACCGUGUGUGUGUGAGAGAGUGUGUGAGUGUGUGUGUGUGUGUGUGUGUGUGUGUGUGUGUGUAAAAGUGUAUAUGUGCAUAUACAUUUAUAUUUAUACUUUCUUUUCUAUUAUAUCUACAUAUUGUAUACGAUUUAUAUUUGAAAGUGCCUUGUAUAGACAAAAUAAAGUAUCUAUUUUCAGUAUGGAAAGCA
This is a messenger RNA of Rattus rattus (black rat), 1798 nucleotides long. RefSeq names its product interleukin 15 receptor subunit alpha (gene Il15ra). The record is from RefSeq and is a predicted model, not a curated record. Lineage: Eukaryota; Metazoa; Chordata; Mammalia; Rodentia; Muridae. Gene Ontology annotation, cellular component: plasma membrane. Bases 250 to 1083 code for a protein of 277 amino acids. The transcript has 7 exons. Gene Ontology annotation, biological process: interleukin-15-mediated signaling pathway. Gene Ontology annotation, molecular function: interleukin-15 receptor activity.